AGAAUUUGGGGUGUGUGCAGCUUGGCUUGUCUUCUCUGAGACACAGGAGAGGGACAGAUGAAUGUUUAAACAGAAGGAGCCAAAAUGAAGACAGUGGUCAAGGGUUUGGAGAAGUCUAUGAUGGGCCCCUUGCAUCGUGACAGUUGGUGGAGCAGAAGGAUAGUGCUGAUGGUGUAUGUGGCCUUGGAGCUUGUGACAAUCCAUUCUUCCAUGGCCCUGGGUACCCUUGAGUUACAGCUAGAUGAAGAGCAACCAGCAGGCACAAUCGUGGGUGAUAUAAGUGCCGGGCUGCCCCCUGGCAUCACAGCAUCCCUGUACUUCAUCUCAGACCACGAGGGCACAGGCGUGGGUAGUGAUUUAGACAUAGAUGAGAGCACAGGCAUAAUUAAAACAGCCAAAGUUCUGGACCGGGAACUAAGGGAUAGAUACAAUUUCAUUGCAGUCACCAUGACAGGUGUCACGGUGGAGGUGACCAUCACGGUGAAUGACAUAAAUGACCACGCUCCAAUGUUUCCUAAAAAGCGGGCCACAUUUAAAAUCCCAGAGCAGACAGCCAUUGGCACCAGAUUUCCCCUUGAGCCGGCUGUGGAUGCCGAUAAAGACCAGCUGACUACCCAGGGUUACCUUAUCAAGGAUGGCAAUGUUGGCCAGGCCUUCACUUUGGAAACCAGGAGGGGUAGCAAUGAAGUUCUCUAUCUGGACUUGGUGGUCAAUGCUGUUCUAGACAGAGAGAAAAGAUCCACCUACACUUUAUCUUUGGAGGCCUUUGAUGGUGGUUCUCCGAAAAGGACAGAUCAGAUGACCUUAGAUAUUACUGUGCAAGAUAUUAAUGACAACGCUCCUGUUUUUAACCAGAGCCGCUACCAUGCCAUAAUAUCUGAGAACCUUCAACCGGGAAGCAACAUCCUGCAGGUGUUUGCCACUGAUGCAGAUGAAGGAGACAAUGGGAUGGUGCUGUAUGAGAUCAACAGGAGGCAGAGUGACCCAGAGCGCUACUUUGUCAUUGACUCUCGCAGUGGCAUCAUCACUCUAAACAAGCCCUUGGACUUUGAGAUGAGGAGAGUCCAUGAGUUGGUGAUCCAGGCGCAAGAUAAUGCCACCCAGCCAGAGGUCACCAAUGCCUUUGUCACUAUCCAUGUGAGAGACUACAAUGACAACCAGCCCACCAUGACCAUCAUCUUCCUCAGUGAGGACGGCUCUCCGCGAAUCUCAGAGGGGGCACAGCCAGGUCAGUAUGUGGCAAGGAUCUCAGUCACUGAUCCGGACUAUGGAGAGUAUGCCAACGUCAACGUGUCACUGGAGGGCGGCGAUGGGAAGUUUGCCCUGACCACUAAGGAUAAUAUCAUCUAUCUAAUCUGUGUGGACCAAAUUCUGGACCGGGAGGAGAGAGACACUUACGAGCUGAGGGUGAUGGCUACAGAUUCGGGCACGCCUCCUCUCAGGGCAGAGUCCUCCUUCACCAUCCAGGUGACCGACAUCAACGACAACCCCCCUCUUUUUGACCAGCCCGUGUACAAACAGGUCAUCCCUGAAGUGGUGUUUCCAGGGAGUUUUGUGCUGCAGGUGACAGCCAGAGACAAAGACCAGGGGCCCAAUGGGGACAUCACUUACAGCAUCCUACAAGACCACGGUACUCACUGGAACUGGUUCAGUAUAGACGCAGUGACGGGGAUUAUCACUACGCUCUCCAAACUGGAUUAUGAAAAGAACCCCAAGCCCAGUAUAACUGUGGUCGCCACAGAUGGUGGGAAGCCACCCCUGUCCUCCACAUCAGUGGUAAACAUCAUACUUCAGGAUAUAAAUGACAAUGAGCCUGUUUUUGAAAGGAACUUCUACAAUAUAUCCAUCAAGGAGAACACAGCUCCGGGGACGUGCAUUCUCGAGGUGACUGCGACAGAUGCAGAUGGCGGCUCCUUUGGCUCCAUUACCUAUUCCCUGGGCUCUGGCAUUAACAGCGCUGUUCCCACUCAGUUCACCAUUGGCAAAGAGACUGGCCAGAUCUGCACCAGCGUUUCACUCGACAGAGACCAGGGCCCGGCCAGCUACGACUUCACUGUGACGGCAGUGGACGGGGGUGGACUGAGCUCAGUAACCUACGUGAAGGUAGACGUGGUGGACAUUAAUGAUAACAGACCUGCCUUCUACCCGGUGAACUACGCUGUCAGCUUGAGCACGCAGAGCGCCCCUGGGACCUCGGUGGUGAGAGUGAUGGCCUAUGACCCCGACACCGGGGAAAAUGGUAGAGUUACAUACAGGACCGUGCCUGGCGGAGCCUCCCCUUACUUCACUCUCAACAAAGACACAGGUGUCAUCUCCCUCUCUCGAUCCCUCCACGGAAAGGCCAACUCUGUGAUCCCCAUGGUGAUCUCGGCCCAGGACGGCGGGGGUCUGGUUGCCCUUGUCAACGCUCGCGUCAACAUCAGUGUGGUGGCAGGGCUGGUGGCGCCACCUGUCUUCGAAAAGAUGCAGUAUUACUUCACCGUGUCAGAGGACGUCUUGCGCGGGACGGUCGUCGGUAUCGUCCAGGCGAGCAGUAAGACCGGCACCUCCAAAGAUAUCUCCUACACCAUCAGCUCCGGGGACCCGGCGGGCUACUUCACCGUGGAUCCUGACACGGGGGCCCUGAGGACCAGCCUUCCCCUGGAUCAUGAGGCCCAGUCAAGCCUCGAUCUGGAGGUCCAGGCUCGCAGCGGCAGCCCCCCUGCCUUCGGCCAGACCCGCGUUCACAUUACCAUCGUGGACGUCAACGAUAACCCGCCUGUUUUUCUGCCCUCGUCAUCGGAGUCCCUCCUGCUGCCAGAGCAUACGGAGAUGGGUACGGUGGUGUACCGCGUCCAGGCUGAGGACAGAGACUCUGGCGCCAAUAGCCAACUCACUUUUGAUCUAUCCUCUCCCAGUGGUGCCCAGAGGAUAUUCAGCAUCGAGCGCAGCAGUGGAGAAAUCCGCCUGGUGGGGAGUCUGUCCUACGAGAGCAUCCCCCGCUAUGACCUUCAGGUGACGGCUAAGGAUAGCGGGAUACCCCAGUUAAGCGCCACGUUCAUGCUUGUGGUUCACGUCCAGGCAGAGAAUGACCACGGGCCUGUGUUCGAUACCCUCACGUACCGCGUGGAGCUCAAGGAGGGCACUCCGCUUAACACGCGCUUCCUGCAGGUCAGGGCUCUGAACCGAGAAACCUCGAGCUCGGGCUCCUCCUGUCCCCUGGCUUACCAUCUGCGUCCGGAUGGAGAUGCUGCAGGCUUUGGCAUCGCCGCCGACAGUGGCUGGCUGUUUGUGAAGAGCGCCCUUGACAGAGAAGUAAAGGACAUGUAUCUGGUAACGGUGUUGGCCAGCGCCGGUCAUGGACAGAUGAAGAAGACUGGCAGCGCCACAGUGCGGAUAUCGGUGACAGACGAGAACGAUAACUCCCCCCGGCUCACACAGGAGAGGGUCUUCAUGGCUUUGAGAGAGAAUCUACCGCCAGGAACCGGCCUGGGCCACGUGUUGGCCACCGACCGUGACAGCGGCCCCAACGGACGCCUCACGUACCGCCUCUUUCACCCUGACCGUCACUUCCAGAUCAACUCCCACACAGGUGAGAUCAGCACAAGGACAGUCCUGGACAGAGAGCAUCAGUCUAGUUACCAGCUGGUGGUGGUGGUGCAGGAUGGAGGCUCACCCGCUCGCAGUGCCACAGGCACAGCCUUUAUCACAGUUCUGGAUGACAACGACAAUGCCCCCGCCUUCACCCACAGCCAGCCUGGCAAAGUGCUCAUCAUGCAGGUGCUGGAGGGCCAGCCCUCCGGCUUUCUGGUGGGCACGUUGCAAGCCAAAGACCCUGACGAGGGGGAGAACGGCACGAUAUCGUACUCUUUGUCAGGUCCCAGGGCUGAGCGCUUCUCCUUGAACCCCAACACCGGUGAACUGCGCUCGUCGUCCCCUCUCAGCCACUCGGAGCGAGCCGAGUACACCCUGACGGUGACGGCCACGGACCGAGGCCUGCCCCCUCGCAGCGCCUCCUGCUCCCUCAGCGUACAGGUUCUCAGUGUGAACAGACCUACUUCUAAGACCAACUCACUCUCCAUAUCCUUCAACUCCGUGGAGGAGGCCAAGCCCGGCUCAAUCAUCGGAUCUGUUCGCUUCCAUGACGGAGAGGCCCCAGAGGCGGGCGAGGUGACCUACACCGUGGUUGGUGGCACAGACCAAGAUGGGACCUUCGUGGUGGACCGCCUGACCGGAGACGUCUAUCUGGCUCGGCCUUUGGACUACGAGCGAGACGCCCGCUACACCCUGCAGAUCGAGGUGGACGACUUCUCUCAGACCCUUCCCAGCAGCACCUUGGUCCAGCUGGACAUUGACGUGGAGGACAGCAACGACCACGCCCCCCAGUUCCCCGAGGACCCCAUAACCAUCGUCAUCCCUGAGAGCAUGGAGUCCGGCUCGUCCGUCUACACCUUCCAGGCCACCGACAAGGACGGCAGCGGGCCCAACAGUGAACUGAGCUACUCCAUUCUUCACCAGUGGCCCAACACUCCCGGUUUGCUCAUCCUCGACCCGUCCACCGGGAUUCUCUCCUUGGGACAGGAGCUGGACCACGAAGCCACGUCCUCUCUGAUCCUGGUCGUCCAGGCCACAGACUCUCCCCUCAACGCCAGCCAGAGGCGCUGGGGUUCUGUCACGGCGAGGAUCUAUGUCACCGAUGAGAACGACAACGCGCCAGUGUUCAGCUCGCCCACGGCGGUCAGCGUGAUGGAGGACCAACCCGUGGGCUUUGUGGUGCUCUACGUCAUGGCAAGAGACGCAGACCAAGGGGAGAAUGGCCGGAUGACCUACAGCAUCCAGUCAGGCAACACAGGAGGGACAUUCAGCCUCAACCCCAACACUGGCUCUCUUUCUAUUUUCAAACCUCUGGACCGUGAGGAGCAGGAUAUCUUUAACCUCACAAUAAUUGCCGAGGAUCAUGGGAUACCCCAGCACUCAUCCAGCCAGCUGCUGUGCGUCCACGUGAUUGAUGUGAACGAUGAGGCACCGUGGUUUGAGGAGAGCCAGUACGAAGCCCAGAUUGCGGAGAAUCGGCCUCCGGGAUCCACGGUGUUGACGGUGUCUGCGUCUGAUCUGGACCAAGGGACCAAUGGUCAGGUGACAUAUGGAGGCAUCUCAGUGGAGGGCUUCAGCAUCAACCCGGUGACAGGUGUCAUAACGACCACAAAGACACUGGACAGGGAGCAGCAAGAGCACUACACUGUGACAGUUUAUGCAAAAGAUGGGGGCACUCCGCCCAACUAUGCCAAAGCCACUGUAAUGAUCAGAGUACUUGAUGAGAAUGACAACGCCCCUACAUUUGGACGUCUCUACUACAGUAUUGAGGUGCCUGAAAACCUGGAGCCGUCGCCUCUGUUCACCGUCAGAGCCACGGACCAGGACACGGGGGAAAGCGGGGUGAUGAGUUACAGAAUAACAGCUGGAGACCCGUCAGGAGAUUUCCGCCUGGACAGGCAGUCAGGUGUUCUGUCAACCUCAAGGUCCCUGGAUCGGGAGAAGAAGGCCAAAUACAGCCUAACAAUCACAGCUCAGGACCGGGGCCAGCCUCCCCUCAGCAGCACAGCCACUGUGGAGGUGACAAUCCUGGACAUCAACGACAACAGCCCCCAGUUCCAGAGCAGCAGCUAUACUGCAGACGUGUCUGAAAAUGUCCCCAUUGGCUCUCUGGUCCUGGAGGUGAAAGCCAUAGAUCUGGAUGAGGGUCCCAACAGCCAGGUGCUGUACUUCCUGAGCCACGGCUCCCAGAGCAAGUUCAUCAUAGACCAGAACACAGGCCGCAUCAUCACAGCAGCACCCCUAGAUAGAGAAAAAACAGCCUCCUACAGCUUUGAGGUCUGCGCUACUGACUCCUCCCCAGCAAACCCGCGUAACUCCACUGCUCAGGUGACUGUCUACAUUCAGGAUGUGAACGACAACGCUCCCUUCUUCAUCCAAGAUCCGCUCAUCGUCAACAUCUCUGCCAGUGCUGUGUCCAGCCGCCAGGUGCUGGCCACCAUGAGGGCAGAGGACAAGGACUUUGGGGCCAAUGGCUCCGUGUUUUACCGCUUUGCCAGCCCUGUGAGAGGUUUCACCAUCAACUCCCUGACUGGAGACAUCCAGGCCACAGAGAAGCUGCAGUCUCUUACCCAAAGCCAGAGGACCCUGAUAGUGGAGGCCAUGGACCAAGGGAGCCCGGCUCAGUCCUCCCUGGGGGUGGUGAUCAUUUAUGUCAGGGAGCAGAGCUACAGGGGCAUCCGGUUCUCUCGCAAUGCACGAGAUGUCAGCCUGCAGGAGAACGCUGCUAAAGGCACAGCAGUAACACAGACUCAGGCCCAGUACCCUGAUGGUUCCCAAACUGGGAUCAUGUACAGUAUCUUCAGUGGAAACAAAAUGCAGUCUUUUGGAAUCAGCUCCUUCACUGGGGAAAUUUGGGUCCAGAACUCUGAGGGACUGGACUUUGAGGAGACCCCAAGACUCCGCCUUGUGGUAAAAGCUGAAACAGCAUCCUCCAGUACCUACAUGGCUGUCAACCUAAUCCUGCAGGACGUCAACGACAACUUGCCACGAUUCCAGCUCCAGAACUAUGUGGCCUACAUUAGGGAAGCACAAGGCUAUGAUUUCCCCAUUAUCCAGGUUGCGGCAGAUGACCUGGACCAGGGUCAGAACGGUCAGGUGACCUACUCCAUCAGGUCGUCAUCCAUGAGUGGCUUGUUUAAGAUUGAUCCGCUGACUGGCAGCAUCACCACCGCAGCGAUCAUGGACAGAGAAAUCUGGACACAAACAAAGCUUGUUGUUACAGCAACAGACCGGGGAACCCCACGGCUGGCUGGCUCUGCCACGCUCACCGUGAUCAUCAUCGACCUCAACGACAACAGCCCCACAAUUCCCCUGCCUCGGGAGAUCCGAGUGCCUGAGGAUACUCUGAUUGGCACCGUGAUCACUCGGGUGACAGGAAAUGAUGUGGACUCCGGACCAGCCCUGUCCUACACACUGCAGCUGGAGGCAGAUUGCCAGGGCAUGUUUGGGAUCCAUCGAUAUGGAGGAGGGGUGUCUCUGACUGGCCCACUGGACUAUGAGGAGAGGACCUGGUACACUCUGACCAUCCGUUCAUCAGACUCCAAACAUCAGAGUGAAGCCAACCUCACGGUGCUGGUGGACGAUAUGAAUGAUAACGCUCCCAUAUUCACCCAAGACCUGUAUCAGGUAACGGUAUCUGAGCACCUCCCAGCUGGCAGUUCAGUCAUCACAGUAACAGCCACUGAUCGUGACUCUGGAGAAAAUGGGAAGAUUACCUACAGAGUGAUGUCAUCAAGCAGGGACAUAUUCUACAUUGACCCAAGCAAUGGUACCCUGUUCAUCACCCAGAAGACAGAGUUUGAUUUCGAGAGCCCCUCCAUUUUGGUGGUAAUUGAGGCUCGGGACCAGGGCACGCCAUCCCUUUCCUCCAUUGCCACUGUCCAGGUGCAGGUGUCUGACAUCAACGAUAACGCCCCUAUUUUUCACCAAUCAGAGUACAGAGCCAGUGUGUCCGAGGAUGGCCUCCCUGGAUCCACGAUCCUGACCCUGGAAGCUAUAGAUGGAGACCUGUCCCGGGACAACUGUGGUUUUGAUUUUGCUAUUGCCAGUGGAAACUCUGGCAAUGCCUUCCAGAUUGAGAGCAGUGUGCGCUUCCUGGAGGGGAGGGGUUUCCAGACAGUGGGCAGCCUGAUCCUGAUAGAGGGGCUGGACUUUGAGGCAGUUCCAAGUUAUAAUCUGACCGUUGUGGUGUCAGAUCGUGGCAUCCCUCAGCGGAGCUCAAGUGUGCCUAUCCUCAUCAAUGUUAUAGAUGCCAAUGACAACCCCCCAGCGUUCAGCCGAGCAGAAUACAGCGUGGUGCUUAAUGAGGGUGCAGCAGCAGGCACAGAGAUCCUGCAUCUAUCUGCCACCGACCCAGACUCUGCCCCCAACGGAGAGGUUCAGUACUUUAUAAGCUCAGGGGACGAGACGGGCCUAUUCCAGGUGGACCAGUGGACCGGGGCCUUGAGGCUUCAAAGACCUCUGGACAGUGAGAGGCAGUCAUCCCACAUGAUUGUUGUCCAAGCCACUGAUGGUCAAGGGCACUACGCCCUGGCCCCGGUCAGUGUGGAGGUGAAGGACAUCAAUGAUAACAGGCCCUACUUCCCCCUCAAAUUACUUACUGCGAGCAUCAGGGAAAACCAACCCCAGAAUGCCUUAGUCACCAUGCUGCAUGCCAUUGACGAUGAUAGAGGUGUUUUUGGACAGUUGAAAUAUUACAUGUUAGACAACUCUAAAGAGGGAAGAGAAGCUUUCCUUAUCAACCAAACUUCUGGCGAAGUGCGAACGCGCACUACUUUUGACUUUGAAAAGGUGAACUCUUUCCAUUUUGUGGCUGUUGCCAUGGAUGCCGGCAACUAUUCUGCCACAGUCACAGUGCAGGUCUAUGUGACAGGGGAGGAUGAGUAUGAUCCUGUGUUUACCUCCUCAGAGUUCUCCUUCCAAGUGCCUGAGGGAGCAAAGAAAGGGCAGAGCAUCGGCCAAGUGCAGGCCAGAGAUGAGGAUGGAGGGGUGGAUGGCAUUAUCCUCUACUCUCUAUCAGACACUUCACCUUACUUUGAGGUUAAUAAAUCAACAGGUGUGAUUUCCUUGAAGAUGGACAGCUACAGCAGACAUGUGAGCCGCUCUAAAAGAGAGGUGCGUCUAAUAACACUGGACUUAAUCGCUCACAGCCCUCUGGGGACAUCCCGCAUGGCAACCACCAAAGUUGCCAUUGAUGUGACCCAUACAUCUUUCGGUCUAGCCACAGAUAUGAACAUGCUGCUUAUCAGUGUCAUCGCAGUCUCACUUGGGACUAUAGUCAUCCUCAUUAUAAUUGCUGUGGCUCUGUUUUUCGUGAAAUUACGACGCAAGAAGAAGGAGCAAAAAGCUCGCUCCCGAACAUCAACAUCGGGCACAGUGUUACACAAGCUUGAGGAAACCAAAUUAGCAGAGAGUGAAAUGAUCUACCAUCAGACCCUUCCUGGAUACGCACCUGAGCAGGGGGGAAACAGUGGAGGUCCAUACACUCGCGGUGGUUCGCUGGAUCCCUCCCACUCCAGUGGCCGUGGUUCAGCUGAGGCAGAGGCAGCAGAGGAUGAUGAGAUCAGAAUGAUAAAUGAAUACCCUCGAGUGUCCAGCAUCUCCUCCUCCAUGCAGGAGCGCAUCUCUGCCCGAGGCCCAGACUCUGGAAUUCAGCAGGAUGCAGACCAGCUCUCAGAUGUGUCUUGUGAGCCUUCCAUAGAUGCCAACCACUGGUUCAAAGGGAAGAAACUGGGCAGUCUCAAUGGUACACUGUUAGCUGGCCAGGUGCCAGUCUACAGGGAUGAGGGGGGUGGAUAUCUGGGUGUGGGAAGGGGACUUAGCAUCUCUCACCCUAAAGACUAUACCUUUCCAGAGGAUGGAAAGCCUGCCGUGGACGGCUCCCUAACAGCCAUCGUGGCCAGUGACGAGGAGCUGAGGGGCAGCUAUAACUGGGAUUACCUACUAAACUGGUGCCCCCAGUUCCAACCCUUAGCUAAUGUAUUCACAGAAAUUGCACGGUUAAAGGAUGAAACAGCUCCUUCUAAUCCUCGCAGGUCAUUUCAUCAGAAAGCAAAGGCAGAGCCAAGAAUUGACCCGCCACCCCUUAUUACCUCCGUGGCUCACCCUGGGGCCAAAACUGUACCUCCUAAGCCUGCCAUGGGGAGGACAUUCCCCCACCUGGCUUCUUUACGAAGAUCUCCCAUCAGUAGUGAGGGAUCCAUCUCCUCGGUCGCCAUGUCUCCGAGUUUCUCCCCCUCCCUCUCGCCGCUGGCAGCCCGCUCUCCAGCCAUCACACCCUUCAAUGUCUCACAGGGCCCUUCAGCGUCCAUGAUCAGCACCACUGAUCACAAUCUGGAACACAGUGAGGAGGCUGAGAUGAGGAUUUAAAUUCUACAGAUUUCAUCUAAAGGUUGAACUUGAACUGAGUUGUUGUCCCAGCGUUGUUCUACUGUAUGACAACAGGGGCUGUAAGCCCAAAUGAGUCAAUGCAAUACUCUUUGGUCAGUCUAAGACAAUAAAUACACAGGAUUAUACAAAGUAAUCCAAAUAGCUGAAGGUGUGGUGCUUACUGAAGAAAACCUGAACUAGAUGACUAACAGGCCAAAAUGGACGAUGCCUUUUUAGGAAGAAACUCCCUUCUCUCCUGGUGAUUAGUGUUAAUUUGCACAUUCAAAUGGGGAUUCAUACAUGAUGUCAAUAUUUUGUACAAAAGCAUUGUUUGUCUAUAUUUUUAUACUGACAUAUGGUUUCUGACAAGAAAUGGCAUUGCUGUGUCAAAAGGUUGCUAUAACCUCAGAAUAUAUUUCUAUAUUUGUAUAUUUGUAGCUUGUACUGUAUACUUGUUUGUACUGUAAGUUGGUUCUAUCUCUUGUAAUUCUUAACCUUGUGGUUUUAAAUGAUGCGCGCAUUAAUGUUUUAUGAUUUGGGAUUUUGUUACAGAUUGUAAAUAUUUAUAAAAGCAGAAGCGUCCUUGCUUGAACAAAUGAAACAUCAGUCAGAAUACAGUAUUGUGUGAUCAGAUUUCUAAGAAUCCAGUGUUUGAUCUCUCAUCAAAAUUUAAACACGAGUGUUGUCUUAGUUCUCAACGCAUGUCCCUUCAUUUUCCUUGAAGGAAAAUUGAACUUGAUGUCCAAUGAUCCUAUCAUUCAGGUGAGCUGGCUUUAAUUUAUCACAAUGAGCCUUACCUUUGUGCACCACUUGCUUUUCAUUUUGCAAUGAAAAAUUAUUGAAAUGAGGGAGAGCACUGAGCAGCUACAUGGUUGAAAGUAAAUGCAAAUUUGUUUGCUGAAUCUGCAACCCUAUCCACUGAGGUUAUGAUUCCACUGAUCUAAACAUUCCACAGGAUGUAAGCUGGUCUUGUUCAUUUGUGUACUUAUCAGAAAGCCCUCAGUAAAACAAUAAUAAUCUAAGGUAACAUAAUCUUGGCCCAGUGUAAAUAGGAUGUGUUUCAUAUCGAACAUAUGGACCACAGAAAUUCACAGCAGAUUUUCCCAUUUCUUUCCAAGGAGUUUGGGUUGUACAGAUUUAAUGCAGAUGAAUGUCUUAAUGGACCAAUUUUGGCUGCCCUUCUAUGGUAGCGCUAUAAAGAAUGCUAUAUGGAUUAAUGGUAAUACUAACAAAUGUAACGUACUAAAUGAAGGAAUUACGACACGAGCAUGUUUAUGAAUGUUCAAACACCACCAGAGAAUGUUGAUUAGGAACUCAUGCCAUUUACAUUAUAAGCCAUAAUUAUAUAUGGCUAUUACACAAGGCUUAGCCCAUAAAUGUAUUCAUGAUCAUACUUGCGGUUGUGGCAGCCAUGUAUAACUACCUUGAGCCGUGCCACGGCCUGGCUCUGGAAAUUCCAAUUUUCCUCAGAUUAUCAUGAAAAUGUUUGUUCUGUUAACAGUUUUUGACCCUUGAUGACUUUUUUGAUUGUUAAGACGCAACACUAACUUCUACUUCUACUUUUAUUUAUUAUAUUGGUAGAUCCUCUCAGACACUGAGAGGCUAGGUAAAUUAUUUAGAAGUAUGCUGUCACUACUUUGACUUUGGCCAAAAAUACAUGAAAACUACCUAUUUCCUAGAAUGAAAGUACCUUAUUAUUUGUACUAUAUUGUUUCGUAUUGGACAGUGUUACCUACCACUUAUGUUUUGUUUUUGUUUUGUUUUUUUUAACUGUGCAUAUUAUAGUGCCACAGAGAAGAGAAGUCCCUCCAGAUGUUCACACAU
Messenger RNA from Myripristis murdjan (pinecone soldierfish), 11766 nucleotides. RefSeq names its product protocadherin-16-like. Gene Ontology annotation, biological process: homophilic cell-cell adhesion. The record is from RefSeq and is a predicted model, not a curated record. The transcript has 21 exons. The coding region runs from base 85 to 9942 and encodes 3285 amino acids. Gene Ontology annotation, molecular function: calcium ion binding. Lineage: Eukaryota; Metazoa; Chordata; Actinopteri; Holocentriformes; Holocentridae. Gene Ontology annotation, cellular component: plasma membrane.